This is a messenger RNA of Trichoderma harzianum CBS 226.95, 1290 nucleotides long. RefSeq lists its product as hypothetical. Gene Ontology annotation, biological process: negative regulation of transcription by RNA polymerase II; positive regulation of transcription by RNA polymerase II. Gene Ontology annotation, molecular function: zinc ion binding; DNA-binding transcription factor activity, RNA polymerase II-specific; RNA polymerase II cis-regulatory region sequence-specific DNA binding. The transcript is spliced from 2 exons. The coding region runs from base 1 to 1290 and encodes 429 amino acids. Lineage: Eukaryota; Fungi; Ascomycota; Sordariomycetes; Hypocreales; Hypocreaceae. The record is from RefSeq and is a predicted model, not a curated record.
AUGGCAACUAAUGGAUCAACGCAGCCCGUCUGCCAAAACUGCGGAACGUCGACAACGCCGUUAUGGCGACGCGACGAGUUUGGAUCCGUCCUGUGCAAUGCGUGCGGACUUUUCCUGAAGCUGCAUGGACGACCCCGGCCGAUAUCUCUCAAGACGGACGUUAUCAAGAGCCGAAAUCGCGUAAAGACGAUGCGCCCUGAUCUUGCUCCGAAGCGAAAGCAGCAACACGGAUUUCCCCUCGCGACGGAUCCCAACAGCGCCGAGAGCACUGCAGCGCAGGCUAUUCGCCGAGCGCAAAAGGCCAAUGGUGAGGGCCCGGACUCGCCAAUCUCCCGAACCGGAACUCCCUCAAUGUAUAACCAUUCACUGCCCGCUUUCAUGGUGGAUGAUCCGUCCCAGGGAGGCGUUGCCGGCUUCAAUGGCGGAGAGGGGCGCGCUGGCUCACCCAUGAAUGGAGAUCGCGGACUUGAAUCUCCUCAGACGCAAGAGCAACUCAUUGCAAACAAUUCCAGCUUGAAGACAAGAGUCAGAGAGCUUGAAUUCAUAAACGAACUGUUCCGCGGUCGCCUGAGCCAGCUUGAGCAGCAAGAGGCGGCAGCCUCCGCAGCGCUCAGGGGCCAAGAAGUCGCCGGUGUUGAGCACACCCAACUGCGAGCCCAGUUGGAUGCCAGCAAGGAGAUGGAAAACCAACUCCGCAUUCAGCUGGAAGAUAGCCAUCGGAGAGAGAACAACCUCAAACGACGCCUCGAUGAACUGGAGCUUGAGCUGAGAGCCACCAAAGAGGCUCUGAAUGAAGCGGACUCGCGACCCUAUAAAAAGGCUCGUAUCAUUGACUCUGAAGAGGCUGUCAAGGCAGAAGCGGCUGAUGCUCUGGCCGCGGUCGCCGUCGCCGUCGCCCCUGAGUUGAUGGUUGAUGCCCACAUGGCGGAGGUAGCUGCUGAAGAGCCUGUUACCGAAGCCAUUGAGGCACCAACUGGUGCUCCUGUUGAUAGCGCUGUUGAGCCAUCAUCAGAAGCCACUAUUGAACAGCCUACAGAACUGGCUACGAAGGAGGCUACCGGAGAAGCAGUUGAGACAGCUGCAGAGCCGGUCACAGAAGCAACCGAAGAGCCAUCUGUAGAACCAACUGCAGACACAGCUGCCGAAGUGGCUAUCGAGACUGCUACCGAGCCUUCCGCUGAAGCAGAAGUAGAGCAAGCUCCAGAGACAUCUGAGCCUGCUAUAACGGAAGCUAAUGAUGCUGCUCCCGAGUUGGAGGGUGCUGCCCCCCCCGCAGAAGUCGUUGCGUGA